Ananas comosus (pineapple) is the source of this 3643-nucleotide messenger RNA. Its product is annotated as ubiquitin-activating enzyme E1 2-like. The transcript has 7 exons. Gene Ontology annotation, molecular function: ubiquitin activating enzyme activity. Lineage: Eukaryota; Viridiplantae; Streptophyta; Magnoliopsida; Poales; Bromeliaceae. The coding region runs from base 190 to 3414 and encodes 1074 amino acids. Gene Ontology annotation, cellular component: nucleus; cytoplasm. The record is from RefSeq and is a predicted model, not a curated record. Gene Ontology annotation, biological process: DNA damage response; protein ubiquitination; ubiquitin-dependent protein catabolic process.
AUCGAGGGGCCUUCAAUUCCCUUCUCCCCAUUUCUCUUCUCGCUUUAUCUCUCUCUCUCCCUCUCACUCGCAUCAAAACCCUAGAAAGAGGAAACCCUAGGGAGAAGCCAAUCGAAGCGAAGGCGAUCGCCUCCGCGAAGAAGGAUACCUUGCUCUCCGUCUCCACGAUCCCCUUGCUCGCUGCUCUAUAUGCUUCCAAAGAAGAGAGGAGCGGGAGCUGAGGUUCAGGAAGAGGUCGACGCGGGAGAAGAGUUGCUGAAGAAGGCGAAGGCAUCGGUCUCUUCGGCGGCGGAGGAGGAGGAGGAAGAGGCAUCGGAGGGCGAGGACAUGGCGUCGGAGAAGAACGGGAUGGAGUGCGACGGCGCUAACGGGAACAGCCCGCCGGAGAUCGACGAGGACCUCCAUAGCCGGCAGCUCGCUGUGUACGGCAGGGAGACGAUGCGCCGGCUCUUCGCCUCCAAUGUCCUCGUCUCGGGGCUCCAGGGCCUCGGGGCGGAGAUCGCAAAGAACCUUGUUCUUGCAGGUGUGAAAUCUGUGACCCUACAUGAUGAAGGUAAUGUUGAGCUGUGGGACUUAUCGAGCAAUUUCUUCUUUUCGGAGGAUGAUGUUGGUAAGAACCGGGCUCUUGCUUGUGUUCAAAAGCUACAAGAGCUCAACAAUGCUGUUCUGAUUUCUACUCUUACCGGUCCUUUGAGCAAGGAGCAGCUUUCCAGUUUCCAGGCUGUAGUCUUUACUGAUAUUGCAUUAGAGAAGGCAAUCGAGUAUGAUGAUUACUGUCACAAUCACCAACCGCCAAUUGCCUUCAUCAAAACUGAAAUUCGAGGCCUUUUUGGCAGUAUAUUCUGUGACUUUGGUUCUGAAUUCACUGUCGUAGAUGUGGAUGGCGAGGAACCGCACACAGGCAUCAUCGCAUCCAUCAACAACGACAAUCCUGCUCUUGUCUCAUGUGUUGAUGAUGAGCGGCUUGAGUUCCAGGACGGGGAUUUGGUCGUCUUUUCUGAAGUCCAGGGAAUGACAGAGCUGAACGAUGGAAAGCCACGAAAAAUUAAGAAUGCUAGACCAUAUUCAUUUAUGCUUGAGGAAGACACAACAAAGUUUGGCGCUUAUGAGAGAGGCGGAAUAGUUACACAAGUAAAGCCACCUAAAAUUUUGCACUUCAAACCCUUAAAGGAUGCUAUUAGGGACCCAGGGGAGUUCCUUUUAAGCGACUUCUCCAAGUUCGACCGCACGCCUCUUCUGCAUUUGGCUUUCCAAGCGUUGGAUAAGUUUAGAAAUGAUUUGGGACGUUUUCCUACUGCUGGUUCUGAGGAUGAUGCUCAAAAGCUGAUAGAUUUGGUUGCCAGUAUCAAUGAAACAAUGGGUGAAGGUAAGCUGGAAGAGAUUGAUAAGAAGCUUCUGCACCAUUUUGCAAGUGGUUCAAAGGCAGUUUUGAAUCCUAUGGCUGCAAUGUUUGGUGGUAUUGUGGGGCAAGAGGUUGUUAAAGCCUGUUCAGGAAAAUUUCAUCCGCUUUUCCAGUUCUUUUACUUUGAUUCUAUUGAAUCACUUCCUACUGAACCAUUAGAGCCUAGUGACGUGAAGCUGCUGAACAGCCGAUAUGAUGCCCAAAUCUCAGUAUUUGGAUCUAAGCUGCAAAAGAAACUGGAAGAGGCCAAAAUAUUCAUGGUUGGCUCUGGUGCUCUCGGAUGCGAGUUUUUGAAAAACCUAGCGCUAAUGGGUGUUUGCUGCAGUCAAAAGGGAAAGCUAACCAUAACAGAUGACGAUGUUAUUGAAAAGAGCAAUCUUAGCCGUCAAUUUCUCUUCCGUGACUGGAAUAUCGGGCAGGCUAAAUCCACUGUGGCUGCUGCCGCUGCUUUGUCGAUCAACCCUAACCUCCACAUCGAGGCUCUUCAAAACCGAGCAAGCCCAGAAACAGAAAAUAUAUUUGAUGAUGCCUUCUGGGAGAGCUUGGAUGCUGUUAUAAAUGCACUUGACAAUGUGACUGCUAGAAUGUACAUCGAUUCUCGGUGCUUAUAUUUCCAAAAGCCUCUUUUGGAAUCUGGAACUCUGGGUGCGAAGUGUAACACACAGAUGGUGAUUCCUCACUUGACGGAGAAUUAUGGAGCCUCAAGAGAUCCACCGGAGAAGCAGGCACCUAUGUGCACUGUUCACUCUUUCCCGCAUAAUAUUGAUCACUGCUUAACAUGGGCGAGAUCCGAGUUUGAGGGUCUCCUAGAGAAGACACCAACUGAAGUAAAUACUUUCCUAUCCAACCCGAGUGCAUAUGCUGCUGCAAUGAGAAACGCAGGGGAUGCCCAGGCUAGGGAUCAACUUGAACGUGUUUUGGAAUGCCUUGAUAAAGAUAGAUGCGAGACUUUCCAGGAUUGUAUCACCUGGGCACGGCUAAAGUUUGAGGAUUACUUCUCUAAUCGUGUGAAGCAGCUGACAUUCACUUUCCCAGAAGACUCUAUCACCAGCUCAGGAGCUCCAUUCUGGUCUGCUCCUAAACGUUUUCCACGACCGUUGCAAUUCGCAUCUAGUGACCCGAGCCACCUCAACUUUAUAUUGGCUGGUUCUAUAUUGAGGGCGGAUGUGUUUGGAAUUCCCAUUCCAGACUGGGCCAAGAACCCAAAGAAGUUUGCUGCUGCUGUCGAUAAGGUACUUGUCCCUGAGUUCCAGCCGAAGCAGGGAGUUAAAAUUGUAACAGAUGAGAAAGCCACUAGCCUCUCGACUGCCUCCAUUGAUGAUACUGCCAUGAUCGAAAAUCUCAUCGCGAGGUUGGAAGACUGCGCCAAGAAGUUGCCCCCAGGAUUUAGGAUGAAGCCUAUACAGUUUGAGAAGGAUGACGAUACAAACUACCACAUGGACUUUAUAGCUGGGCUCGCCAACAUGCGCGCGAGAAACUACAGCAUCCCGGAAGUCGACAAGCUGAAGGCCAAGUUCAUCGCUGGGCGGAUCAUCCCUGCCAUUGCCACCUCCACCGCCAUGGCCACCGGCCUCGUCUGCCUCGAGCUCUACAAGAUCCUCGCUGGCGGGCACAAGCUCGAGGACUACCGCAACACGUUUGCCAACCUAGCGCUCCCUCUCUUUUCCAUGGCCGAGCCGGUCCCGCCCAAGACGAUCAAGCACCGGGACAUGAGCUGGACGGUGUGGGACCGCUGGACCAUACACGGCAACAUCACCCUCAGGGAGCUUCUCGAAUGGCUGAAGCAAAAAGGGCUGCAUGCUUACAGUAUCUCCUGCGGCACGUCUUUGCUUUACAACAGCAUGUUCCCCAGGCACAAGGACCGGCUGGAUAAGAAGGUGGUCGACGUGGCGAAGGAGGUCGCAAAGGUGGACGUGCCCUCGUACCGUCGCCACCUGGACGUCGUGGUGGCGUGCGAGGAUGAUGAGGACAACGACAUCGAUAUUCCGCUAGUUUCCAUUUACUUCCGGUAAAUUCUAGAUUCAUGCCUAUUGAAAGGAAAAUGUCAUAAAUAUGUCAUCCGUUACCGUAACCUGGUUUGCUUUGGAGUUGGUCUCGUGCCCCCAUAAAGGGCAUAAUGCUGUUAAAAUUUACGAAUUUCUCCGCGCGCAACUUUCUUUGUAGCCGUGUCAUUUGGAUUUACACUUGCAUCCUAUGGCAUAAAUAUACUAUUAUGCAGUUGUUUUUUCCCUAGGAUUUCUA